Messenger RNA from Trichomonas vaginalis G3, 1959 nucleotides. Its product is annotated as armadillo (ARM) repeat-containing protein family. Gene Ontology annotation, cellular component: nucleolus. The transcript has a single exon. Gene Ontology annotation, biological process: ribosomal small subunit biogenesis. Lineage: Eukaryota; Parabasalia; Trichomonadida; Trichomonadidae. Bases 1 to 1959 code for a protein of 652 amino acids. The record is from RefSeq and is a predicted model, not a curated record. Gene Ontology annotation, molecular function: RNA binding.
AUGAAUCCACCAUCAUAUACUCCAAAGAUUGAAGGACCAAACAAAAGUUCUAAUCAAUUAAUUUUUACUGGAGUUAAGGUUUCUCUUAAUAAACCAGCUCCUCAACCAUCACCACCUUCGAUUCAAAUCCAACCUCCAACAAGUCAGCCUUCUGUUGAGAAAGUUGACAAGAGUUUAGGUGGACUUUCCAUUAGUGGUGUCAGAAUGCCAGACUUCGAUAGCAUUAUGGCGAUGUUAAAUAAAGAUCACAAUGGAAAGAAGUUCACAAGAGCAUCAAAAGGCUAUAUCGCGCUUACAAAUUUCAUCAAAAACAUUCAGACAUCAUCAAAUUCCCCUCAGCAGCAGAGGAGGCCCCAAUACGGCUACAAAAACAGAGCUAAAGAUCAGGCUGAACUUUCUGAGAGAGAUGACAACAGGUUCGUCCCGCAGAGCAUGAUGAAGAACGCCGAUGUUUGGGUAGCAGGAACAAAGGAUGAGUUCAGUUAUAACGUAAACUUAACACUAAACAGAUUAACAGAUAAGAAAUUACAAUCAACAGUCGAAGAACUCGAAAAACACGUUAAUGAUAUCGAUGAAGCUACAAAACAAGAAGACCCAGCUGCAGAUCAGCCACACGAUGAAGAAGAUGACCGUAUUACAUCAAAAGAAGUUGCCAUGGACAUUAUCUGCGAUGUCUUAUGCGAAAAGGCACAAGAAGAACAUGGUUUCUCAGAUUUAUACGCUCAAUUUACAAAAUCUUUAUCUGAUGACGAACUUCGUUCAAAGAUUUUGGUGAAAACCUUCAAGACAAUGGAAGAUUUCCAUGUCAACCUUCCUACUAGUGAUGAAGAAGGCACAAUUUCAUGCGGAACAGCUAAGUUCCUCGCAUGUUUAAUCAAUCAUAAGGUUAUUGAUGUCAAAACAGCCUUGGAUUUGCUUGCAAAGCUUCUUAAGUGCAUCGUUGACUCCGAAAACAACUCCUACCUUAUCGAAAUGCUCGAAGUUUUCCUCAAAAACGCAGGCAAAGAUUUUAUGUGCCAAGUAGAAAAGGAACAGUGGGACAUCUUCGACCAAAUCGUCAAAUCCGUCAAGCAAACAACACGUCUCGGCUGUUUGCUUAUGAAUAUCGUCGAACUUAAGAGCGAAUGGGUUGAUAAUCAGACAGUUAAGGUCCAGGCAGCUCCAGCACCGGCCAAAACCAGCAACAGCUCAGACAUUGUUCGUAAUAGCUACUGCGAUUUCUGCGAAGGAAGCGAAUUGGCCAAGAUUCCACUUGAUCCAGGAGAUUACUUACUCCAAGCACUCCACCAGCUUCCAGACCACGUCAAAGAUGCCAAUACAUAUGGUCUGUUCCUUACAAUUUCGAUUUCCUUAGCGAACAGAAUAGAUAAACCACUUUACCAAGAAAUUACCGAAGUUCUUAAGAAAUUUACACGCGAAAUCACCGAGAACAACAUGAUUGAGGAAUGUCCUAAGAUCUGGGUUACUUAUUACCAAGUUCUUGUUGCUCUUUACGCAUUUAAUCGUUUUGAUUUCAAAUUCAUCAACGAAAUCUUCCCACAACAGACAGCCAAAGACAAAUGGUACAACGAAUGUCGAUAUUUCAUAUACGAUAACUGCGAUUUCACAAGAGCAUACAAGAUAUCCCAGCAACAACACAACGAAAUCAACGAUGCCUUAUCUAUGCCUGAUAUCAUUGACCAGAGGACCAAGGAUUCACCACUUUCCAGACUUACAGCUGUUGCAACAUGCAGAACAGUGAUGAACAAGGCAUUUUCUGCAAUUGAAGCAGCACAAGGAGAAGAAGCUGCUGAAAAAGAGAAAGCAGGAGAAACACUCACUAAAUAUUCACAGCAAUUACUUGCUGUUUAUCAGAAAUUCCCUUCUGUUUUCGAUGAAGAGUUUGAAACAGCUGUAAACGAAUACGAAUUCCCUCUCGACUUGGAGCAGAUAAAGGCAAAAAUUGGAGCAUCCCAGUGA